CAGUAAGUUUAUAGUGAAAUAAACAAUUGUAUUGAACAAAUUAAAAAAAAUUUUAUUGAAUUUUUUUAGGUAUCCAGAAGCUGCUAACAAUUACACAUUUAUGCAAGGACAGAGAAGAUGGAAGAGGAUGCAGAGGUCACGUCAACCAAACGGUGGACGCAUUCCCGAAGACAUCCAUGAGCUUGCUGAAGCAUUGACCCGACCAGAGAAUGCUGCCUACAGUCAAACGCUUCAGACACCACUGUCAAAUUUCUUCCAACAAGAACUUCUAGUCAAUGGAUCAAGCGAAGGAAUUAUUUUUGAAAACCUGGAUGCAAUUAGGAUAUUUAGAGAAGAGUUGGCCACAGUUACAACAGUUGGAAUUGACGGGACUUUCAAGACUGUUCCUGCAACUCCUGCAGACUUGAGAAGUUUUCUGACUUUUCAAGUGGCAUUUAAGAGUGUAUCGUUCCCAAUGGUGUAUGUUCUUCUUAGAAGUCGGACAGAAGAAACAUACGUUACUGUCGCGGUCGUUAUCGCAACAACCGCGGCUGCCUUUUCUCGUCCGCGAUAA
Messenger RNA from Aphis gossypii (cotton aphid), 553 nucleotides. RefSeq lists its product as uncharacterized. The transcript has a single exon. NCBI's taxonomy places the organism in Eukaryota, Metazoa, Arthropoda, Insecta, Hemiptera, Aphididae. The coding region runs from base 101 to 553 and encodes 150 amino acids. The record is from RefSeq and is a predicted model, not a curated record.